UCCAUUUGAGGCUCCAUGCACCGUAUCCAACCACUAGUCGACACUGUUCCUCUAAGCUCUCCCAAUCCAGCCAUGGUCUUCCUCAAGCAAUUCAAUUGCUCCACCCAUUUGCCUCUUCUGCUCAAGUCUCCAGCACCAGUAAAGCAGAGGGCCAUCUGCCAUCAAGCAAAGUUGUCGAACAAGGGAAGCUUGGUGGCGAAGUGCUGCAGCCAAGAGGAGCAGAAGAGCGAGAAGAAAGGCUUUCUGAGCCUGGAGGAAGCUGGGUUGGUUGAGAUCUCAGGGCUCAGCACUCAUGAGCGCUUUCUCUGCAGAUUAACUAUAUCAUCGCUGAAUCUCUUGAGAGUAAUCUCAGAGCAGGAAGGAGUGGCUAUUGAGGAACUAAAUGCGGGUAGAAUCUGUGACUGGUUCAUGAAAGACAAGCUCAAGAGGGAGCAAGAUUUGGGGUCUGCAGUUCUCCAAUGGGAUGAUUCUGAGUUCCAAUUUUAACAUAUUAUUCAUUCAGAAUUGAAGGUGUCAAUCAACCUAGAGAUUUCAAGUCUAUUGCCCUAGAGCAUCUACUGAUGAAGUUGAUCAUAAAAGUUCUUACAGUUCAUAUACAAAUUUGUAUAUCAAAUCUUGUGUGUGAGGCAUAAUUUGUCUUCAUCAAACACAGAGUACUAAGAACUGUCAUAUGUAUGCGUCAAAAAUUAUCAUUGAUGCCAAUCAAAAAAAGAGGCAGAUGUGACUGAAGUUGAUUAUGAGGAGGCUUUUGAUAGUGUAUUAGUGUUAGUUGGAGGGCUUUUGAAUAUGUUCUAAUGCUUAGAAUCUUCGGUGCACAAGGAGGGAUCAUUUUGAACAAUUUGUCAGGCUCUUGGUUUCAUUAUGGCAGAAGCCAAAGCGAAGGUAAUCUUCUUUCUCCUUAUCUAGUCAUUCUACUUGCAAAUGUAUUGCAUAAAUCCCUUCACCAAACAUAUGACCUUGGAUUUAUUGUAGGGGCGACACAAGAAAAUUUUCAUAUAUUACAAUAUGCUAAUAACGCACUUUAUCUUUUUUCAAGCUAACUUA
Messenger RNA from Zingiber officinale, 1044 nucleotides. RefSeq lists its product as uncharacterized. The record is from RefSeq and is a predicted model, not a curated record. The transcript is spliced from 3 exons. NCBI's taxonomy places the organism in Eukaryota, Viridiplantae, Streptophyta, Magnoliopsida, Zingiberales, Zingiberaceae. The coding region runs from base 16 to 486 and encodes 156 amino acids.